Molecule: messenger RNA, 2325 nt
Organism: Colletotrichum scovillei
Lineage: Eukaryota; Fungi; Ascomycota; Sordariomycetes; Glomerellales; Glomerellaceae
Product: glycosyl hydrolase family 76
Exons: 4
Coding region: 606-1979 (457 amino acids)
Biological process (GO): fungal-type cell wall biogenesis; carbohydrate catabolic process
Molecular function (GO): mannan endo-1,6-alpha-mannosidase activity
Source: RefSeq, a predicted model, not a curated record
UGUCCAUUUACUCCCGCUGCCCUGCCUCGUAGGCUCGUACUGACUCCCCAGGCAUGCAGAUAAAUGUGAAUGUACCGCAACUUGACGCGACCCUUGCCUACCACCGAAUAACUGCCCGCCCUCCAUGUCCCCGGUACAGCCACCAUCCCGGCAUCCUCUUUCCAUUUCUCGCACUUGCACCCGCCCGGCGUCCCAGCUACCUGACUUUUGAGUACCUAGUCACCUAGUGCCAGUGUACACCACACCACACCACACCCCUUCGCUGUCACUCCUUCUUUCCCCGGCUCUCCCUCCUCGUCUUCCUUCUCCCUCCAACGUCCCUGUUCAUCUCCUUUCCUUACUCCUCCAACCUUCGUUUUGCCUGUUUACAGAAACCAACAACACCGACAACUUCCAGCAGCGAUUUUCGACAGCUGGCACUUCCACGACUCUUCGCCCAUUCUUCUCGUUCGACCUAUUUCGAAAUACUCGCAUGAUACGACCCUAGUCCGAUCGCGCCGCACCGAAGGGAAUUGACUUUCCUUCUCAAUUUCCCGUCCCGUUUCUCCCCUCUCAACCAGUCGCUCGCUUCAAAUCAACGCAAACGUCACUCGACGAUAACCACCAUGAAAUUCUCUUCCGUCGCCCGCGCUGCGACAGCGCUCCUCGUCUCGAGCGGUUUCGCCAGCGCUGCAUACUCCAUCGCUUCUGACGAUGACAUCAAGGCCACCACAAAAGGACUCGCCUACGACCUCAUGAGCUUCUACGAUGGCAACUUGACCGGCCACACGCCCGGUAUUUUGCCUGGUCCUCCGCCAGCGGGUGAUUACUACUGGUGGGAAGCUGGUGCCAUGUGGGGAACUAUGAUCGACUACUGGCACUUGACUGGCGAUUCGACCUACAACGACGUUGUCAUGCAGGCCAUGCUUCACCAGGUCGGACCCGACCGCGACUACAUGCCUCCUAAUUACACUGCCUCGCUGGGUAACGACGACCAAGGUUUCUGGGGCAUGUCUGCCAUGACUGCCGCCGAGGACGGUUUCCCUAACCCACCCGAGGAUGAGGCGCAAUGGCUGGCUCUCGCCCAAGCUGUCUUCAACACCAUGGCCAGUCCCGACAGACACGAUAACACGUGCGGAGGCGGUCUCCGCUGGCAAAUUCCUCUCUCUAACAACGGUUACAACUACAAGAACAGUAUCGCAAACGGUUGUUUCUUCAACAUUGGUGCCAGACUAGCCCGGUACACCAGGAACCAAACGUAUGCCGAUUGGGCUGAGAAGACCUGGGACUGGAUGACAUCCGUUGGUUUUAUCGAUGCCGACUACAACAUUUACGAUGGUGGUCACGUUGAGCAGAAUUGUACCGAUAUCAACAAAGCCCAGUUCUCUUACAACAACGGCGUUUUCAUCCUCGGCGCUGCCAUGAUGUACAACUACACGGAUGGCGCCGCCGCGUGGAAGACACGCUUGGACGGUCUUAUCGAAGGAACUUUGAAAAUUUUCUUCCCCAACAACAUUGCAUUCGAGAUUGCUUGCGAGGAGCACAACACCUGCACAACCGAUAUGCUGAGUUUCAAGGGCUAUGUCGCUCGAUGGAUGUCGGUCACGACGCAGAUUGCACCCUACACUGCCGACAAAAUUCUCCCAGUUCUCAAGACGUCGGCAGACGCGGCUAUCAAGCAGUGCACAGGGCAGGACAACCAACGAACGUGUGGCUUCAAAUGGAGCUCCGGCGUGUACGACGGCACCAAGGGAGCCGGUCAACAGAUGAACGUGCUCGGCGCCGUAUCAUCUCUGCUCAUCGGCAAUGUCAAGGCACCAGUAACAAACACCACUGGUGGUAUCUCCAAGGGAGACCCCAACGCCGGUAGUCACUCGGACAAUCUACUCGGCACAGAAACGCCAGUCACAACGGCAGAUAAGGCCGGCGCGGGCAUCCUGACCUUCUUGGUUCUGGGAUGUGCGGCCGGUACGUUUGGCUGGAUGAGUUUCGGAGCGUAAAGGGGUUGAUGAGCGCAACAUAACGACUUGAAUUUUCUGCGUCAUUUUCUUGAAAUGUAGCAGCACUACGGUCCUGCUCGCGAGUCAUACUCGCAAUAGGGAUAUACCGGCGUCGAGGCCAAGGACGGCCUGGGAUUGUAUUUACUUGGCGUUGACGAUUGUACAUUUGUCCUAAUUCGAACAUUGGGCACUGCGGUUGUUGGAUUUGGUUCCAUUCUUCACACUCCCCCUCGCGGUAGUAAUGGGCACUGGAUAGCUCACAAUGGUGAGGGGUCACUAUAGUCUAUAAUGUAGCUAUACUACGACACACAUAGGUUCCUAGAAUAGACUCUCAUGUCAAAAUGAA